Molecule: messenger RNA, 324 nt
Organism: Symbiodinium necroappetens
Lineage: Eukaryota; Dinophyceae; Suessiales; Symbiodiniaceae
Source: the annotation of a GenBank genome assembly
AUGGCUGCUGCGGCCUGCGCGGACGUGAACCCAGAGCGCCUGAUCCAAUGCCAGAAGAAGAUUCUCAAGGAGCGCAUGGAGAUGACCCAGAUGGACUGCCACCAUGAGCUGGCACAUGCCGUGCAUGAGAAAUGCCCGGCGUCGGAGUACCACAACUCUGCUGGGGGAUGGAACGGCUUCAACAUGAAGUUUGCCAGGGUGCUCUUGAAUCUUUGUGAAAGCCAAGGAGUCCUCGGAAAGUCGACAACACAGCUUGUGGACCUUGUCCACGAGCGCUGUGCGAAGGCUGCGCUUGGUCGUGCUGAGACGCAGAUCGUCGUGUAG